Petromyzon marinus (sea lamprey) is the source of this 5450-nucleotide messenger RNA. It is a transcript of the gene PXYLP1, whose product is annotated as 2-phosphoxylose phosphatase 1. Gene Ontology annotation, biological process: chondroitin sulfate proteoglycan biosynthetic process; dephosphorylation; glycosaminoglycan biosynthetic process. Lineage: Eukaryota; Metazoa; Chordata; Hyperoartia; Petromyzontiformes; Petromyzontidae. The record is from RefSeq and is a predicted model, not a curated record. Gene Ontology annotation, cellular component: Golgi apparatus. Gene Ontology annotation, molecular function: phosphatase activity.
GGCGGGAUCCGGUUCCAACCCCAGCCGCCCCCCCACCCCCGGGAGUCUUCACCCAGGAACCGGAUCCCUGCAAUCAACAACCAAGCGUUUUAGCGGUUACAUGGGAUCGACAAGGCUGGCCAAGUGCACAGCGCUUUUGGGAUGAGGAGUUGGUCUGUGCUGCUGCUGUGGGAGUGAAGAAGCCGCUCCCUUUGCCUGCACAACCUGCCCCAUGAUGACCUUCCAGAACCGCUUUGUUCUGCUGCUGGGUCUCGCCGCCUUGCUGGCUGUCAUCAGCCUGAGCCUGCAAUUCUUUCGGCUCAUUCCCCUGCCCGUGGGGUUCUACGGGGAAGAAGAGGCCAAGCCUCGCAAGCGGGUGCUGAUAGAUGGCUUGCUCAAAGCUCCGCAGGCUCUCGACCCCAUCACGGAGUCUGUGUACUACUGUAACCGGCCCAACGGCAGCGUGCAGGGACUUGAGGGUCACGCCCCUGUAGGAUUCAAACUGGAAGCAGCUCACAUCAUGAUACGACACGGAGACCGCUACCCACUUUACGCCAUCCCUAACGCAGCCGCCUUAAACAUCGACUGCAAUAUCAGGACUGAUAGGGCACCCUUUCAUCGGGCGCUGGAGGGAUUUGUGGCUCACAUGGCACAAGCCCGUGAAGGCCGCUUUGACGGCCCUUUGGCGGGGUUCCCACUGCUGCCCAGCCACCCCCGCUGUGAGAUGGGCCAACUCACACAGACAGGUGUGGUCCAGCACCUGAUGAUUGGCCAGCACCUGCGGCAGACCUACUCAGACCUUCACGGCCUGCUCCUCAAACACGAGUCCGAGUCGGAGCGCGUGCGCGCCGCGUACGUCGAGUCGACGGGCCGUGCACGCACUCUUCAGAGCGCGCUGGCCCUGCUGUACGGCCUGCGGCCCGCCUUCGACUGGUCGCGCCUGCGCGUACACCACCAGCCCUCGGCCUCCUACUGCUACGCGGCGUGCGAGUGCCCCGCCCGCAGCGCUUUCCAGGAGCUGGACCAGCGGCGGCAGUCUCGAGCGCGAUCUCGCGACCCGCAGCUGGCGCGCGCCUUCCGAGACAUGGCCUCGGCGCUGGACGUGCCGCCCGCCAGGCUGCGCGCCGCGGUACCCGUCGACCCGCUGUUGGCGCACUUCUGCCACGGCGUACCGUUCCCCUGCGCGACGUCGUUGCCCUCGCCGCCGCCGCCGCCGCCCCAGCGUUCCGGCUGCGUGUCCGAGCAGCACUUCCGCACGCUGCGCGCCCAGCAGUUGGUGGACGAGAAGGAGCGCAGGGAGGCCGGGCUCUUCCGGCGCUUCGCGCUGCUCGUGAUGCACCCGUUCCUCAACCGCACGGCGCAGCGGCUCGGGGCGGUGGCUGCCGGCAAGCCCGCGGAGAGACUCGCCCUGUACUCGGCGCACGACGUCACGCUGGAGCCCGCCCUGAGCGCGCUCGGACUCGCCGGCGCCCGUUUCCCUCGGUACGCGGCGCGCCUCGUGUUCGAGCUCUGGAGGAAAGAAGACAAGGGCAGGUUGGCCGGCGGAGCGGAUGUCGGAGGGCACUUCAUCCGCGUGCUGUACAACGGCGAGGAUGUCACCUUUAAGACCGCAUUCUGCCAGAAUCACGACUGGAAGCGUGGCACCGGAUCACUGCUCUGCCCGUUUCAGAAAUUCCUCGACUUUGUGUCAAGAGAUAUGUUUGCGCCCUUCAAUAGCACAAGCUAUUAUGAAGCCUGCCACCACAUUCCACAGCCAGAUGCUGACAUAUAGUCCAAUUACUAUUGAGAGCAAGCAUUCCUCACUGAAUGUUGGUUUACCCAGUAAGUUGUCAGGUAUAUUGUGCAUUGGAUGUGUAAAUGAGAUGUGGUAUUUUGUCCUGUUCAAUAUAAAUGUCCACAUUGUAAGUGAAAAAAAUAUGGUUUAUUUGAAUAGUUUUGCCUACAAUUUUUUUCAGAAUUAUCCAGAAAGGUAUAAACUGAUUGUUAUUAUCAAAAAGACUACACCCAUGUGACAUUACCUUCCCACCUUUAUUAUUUAGUCUUGUGUUAGCUGGAAAAAAAAGUCCACAUGCCACUGAUAUUUAUAACGUGGCUUUAAAUCUCCUAAACCAUAUUUAAAAAUAAUACACGGUUAAUAAUUACAUAAUAUGCCCAUAAACAUCCAGUGUUAAUGUGUAGUGUACAAACAGUAAAUCCAGCGUGGUAUUGGUAAUGUGCUCAUUAGUGCAGCAAAAGCGAGUUUAUUACCAGUGUCUUUUCUUUACUGGUGUCUAGAGUUUACCAUUUAUAUAUUUGCAUUUUAAAAGGCAUCCAUGUCAUUAUUUGUUUAAACCAACAAAACAUAUACCAUUAAUAACAACACAUUAGGUUUACUGUAAAAUAAAUUCAAGCCAUCCUUUCAAUAUUCUUAACCAACGUAUAACAAGCAUGCGACAACUAUGUGACUACCGAGUAUUAAUGGAAUCUUAUUAAUUGAACGCAACAAUGGGCUCUUAAUAACUUUAUCAACCUCUUGUAUUGCUAUGCAGCAGGUAAUGCAAUGAGUAUUUGCUUCAUAGUGACAUCUUCGAAUUUCGGAUCGGCAUAACUGUUUAAAUGUUAAAUCAUUUUUGGAACUUUUAAGCUUCGUGAAGGGUUUAUGUAACAUUUUUGCGUGCACGUUUUUUUUCUUGUUUAAAGGAAUGUUAUAUAUUUGAAUGUGUUUUAAAGGUCACAUUUUGCUAUGUUAUAUGGCAUAAUCUACAGUCAAACACAAAGAAUAUGGGUAGGGCUCUUAGGUCAGGUGGUAUACAAUAAUGCUUGCCAGAUAAGGCUUGCACAACCACUUGUGAAUGCUUGUACGCGAUGCAGAACAUUCCACAGUAUUUUUGGAGAAUAUUGCUUGGGCCAUUGUUUCACGAAAACACAAUUCAGCUUUGUCCGAGUUGAUUGUGUUGCAAGCAUACUUGGCAAAGGAGGGACAUGGGCAGCUGAAGUUGAGAACAGGUAAAACUGGAAACAUUGAGCCUUGCCGCUUACUAAUGAAUCGUAACAUGCAAAUACCCGAAGGAUACACAAAGCCAAUCGAUUAGCUGUCCUGCUCGAUGAUACAUGGCUCUUCACAGGACAUCAGUCAAACAGUUUUGGUUGAAACCUAGAAGCUUGUGCGGUCAGAGACUCGCACGUAAUACGUGAUUGGACUCCGGCCAAUUGCGAGAUUCCUUGGAGCCCAACAUUGGUUGGCUUGCACUGUUGUGUGAGGUUUACAGUUCAAUUUUAUGGUUUACAUUCGUUUUCAGACGCUAUGAAAGUAACAUUCUUGAGUGCUGCGUAUUCAAGGUGCCCCAUGCACAUUAGCAGAUUAAGUGGUGCUUCAAGUGGCUGCGUCAACAUUACAUUUUUACUUAAAAUAAAUUAACAUACAAGAUGCCUCCUUCCCAUAUGUGCCCCUCUACGUAAAAAAAAAUAUAAAAGUAUUAUUUUCACAUCCUAUCAGCCACAUGGCCUUCUCAGUGCAUUUGGUUGAACACAAGCCAACUAAGUAUCGAUUUUGACAUUCAAUAUCUUAGCAGUCAGGCUUGCUUGAACCAAUGCAGGUGAACUGCCAGGUGUUUCAAAGCAAGGACCCUUUCUGAUAGAUAUGGGUCCUGGUUCCAUACAAAAUUAUACAAUACGUAUCAAAAUAAUAAUUAUCAAUAGCAUCUUAGAGAACGUAAGAAAAUCAUAAAGGGGGCAUUACGCCUCCUUCCCAAAGCUUUCCUUCCACGUGAAAAACAAAAUUAUUUUUACACAUCCCAUCAGGCAGUGUGCCUUCUGGGAGUGCAUAGUUUUAUACCGAUAAAAGGAAAAAGGACGUAACAUCGUUGCAAAACUUGUUUUUUUUCUGCUAAAGCUUUGACAGGUAUUUUUGCUAAAGUAAAGUGACGAAUCGUAACAUUUACACAGUGUACUCAUCAGCACAGGAUUUUGUGCACUUAGAAACCCCAUGAUUUUGUAAAAAUUGUGAAUGGAUUAGACGAAUGAUCGAGUAUAAUUUUCACUAGUUUUUUUUUCUUUUUACAUAUAAUCAAAUGCUUUAGUUCUUGGUGUUUUUUUCGAAAGACAGUGAAUUAUUUAAAACCACUUAAUGUAAAACUAGCAUUAAGUAUGUUCUUUAAUCUUCGUGAUUGACAUAAGCAGAGUGAUAUAUUUGUGUUAUUGGAUCCUAAUAUUUUGCUACUGGUGUUGUAAAAAGAGAGUUUAAUAUUUAGCUAGUUAAUGGUAUGACUUUUGAAAAGCUGCUCGUCCAACCAGAGCUGUACAUUUUAACAAGCGUGGACUGACAGUCAGGGUACCAUAGGUAAUGCAAGUGAAUGAUGCAUUCCGUUCAUUUUUCGUUUAAGUUUUGAAAGUGCAAUAUUUUUUUUACACUUCAAAUUGAAUCCAACAAUUGCAUUUCAUUUGUGUAUCGUUGGCACCACUGGGCCAGUGGCGGCUAUGCACGUGGCCUGUAAUCCAACACUGGAAACGGGGGUUGGUGGAUCACGCAGAUGUUGGAAGCUGCCUAUCUGGGAUAUAAUGUUUCCCCCUCGCAUGCGUUGGUUUUCUCUGGGUGCUCAGGUUACCUGCCGUAGGUAAAUACUCAGUAAUUGGCUGAUAACACCUUAACCCUUUUCCGUUCCAUGACAUACGUGUCCUUUCCGAUUCUGUACGGAGUCGAAGCGAUUCUAAACGGAAUCGGAAGGAAAAGGCCAUUCGGGAGGGGCGCGUGGCACAGUUUGGCGCCAGCUGUCGUAUAGUGCGGUUGUGUCGCAAACAGUUCUGUGCGGUGAGUAGAGUACGCUAUCGUUAAAAACAGUAGCGCUGUGCCUCUAGAUACAAUUAACGCUCACCGAUUGGACAUUCCGAGAUUCAGCCGUGAACGAGACGCAACCUGCAGACGUCUCGGAGUGGGAAAGGGUUUAAAUUUAGACGACCGCAGAGCUUGGGCAAUUGUUGGUACUGGUUUAGCACCUGGCUGCCUUUCCCGCUUGUCUGGUUUCUCUCUUCAAGGGUGAACAAAAACUGUACACGUGAGUUGAAACUAUUAUUAUGAUCAUACUUCAUGUCCUCAAGGAAUCAACUUUGUUUUUAGGUUCCUAACUUCAUCUGCAUGUCAUAAGUUAAGCGCUGUGUAAGUUAAAUAUGUGAUAUGCAUUGUCUCGUAAAUUACAAGACUCUGUAUAUAUGUGCUCUAUUGAGUGGUUAAUAAUUUGUUUUGAUAGCAUUGCUGAUUUUUUAAUAGGCUUGGUUCAUCCCAUCUGUUAGGAUUCCACAAGGUUCUGGGAAACUUGAAUGAUGCUGAGAAAGAAACCCGCUAAGAAGCUGAGUAACGAAGAUUUAUACCAUAACACAAUUCUAAGCGCAUUAUGUAUUGAGGAAACGUGUGCAAUUUGUUUCGUCUUUGAAAAUUCUAAGGUAUUAUAUCUACAAAAUUUAGCUAUUUUGGAAGAAUAUUUAUUUUAUUAAUGAUU